AUUCCCAGGUGUGGCCUAUUUAGCCAUCCAUAAAAAUCCCUCGAUCAAUCACACUACUAACAAGCAAUAAAUUAUUAAUUACCCAUUUCUGCAGAGAAUAUAUAAUAUCCUCAUUCAUAAUCAAACGUUCAAAACUCCAUCGAUCUGUAUAUAUAGUAGCAGCUGGGAGCUGAGGCAUACCAUUCAUGGGGGCUUCUUUAGUGUUAUUUGCAGUACUGGUCUUUGUGGCCAUGGCUGACCACUCAAGUGGGACGACGGUGACGACCGCGCGGUGGUGCAUAUGCCAGGGAGGGAAUGCCGCGGCGCUGCAGAAGGCGCUGGACUACGCGUGUGGGGCAGGGGCGGCAGACUGCAGCCCCAUCAAGCCACAGGGGCAGUGUUACAACCCCAACAACCUCAGAGCUCAUUGCAGCUACGCCGUCAACAGCUACUUCCAGAAGAACGUUGAUGUUCGUGGCUCAUGUGACUUCGCCUCCACCGCCAUCAUCACCACUUCUGAUCCCAGUGUAGCUGGAUGUGUUUAUCCAAGCAGUGCAAGUGGCACAGUCACAUCUCCAACAACAGCGGGUCCCGUUACUAAAACCCCGUCGAGCGGAAUGCCAUCCACCACCACCAGUACAGGCGGCGCCACAACCAUGAGGCCUCCUACCACCAGUGGUGCUCUUGGAGGCGGUGUCAACACCACCACACCAGGUGCUGGUUCAAACAACGACGUUAGCCACAGCAGCAUUUCUCUGCAAGGGACCUCAGCACUACUUCCCUGCCUUGCCGCCCUCAUAACCUACGCAAUGCUGCUGCAGUAAAAGGAACAACCUAUACUACCAAUUAUGUAUUUCUUUCGCUUCUUUUUUCACCGGUUUAUGUACCUGUAUACCGGUAUAUCUGUACUAGGUUAAUCACAGUAGAGCAAUGUGAUAAGAUUCUGUGCUUUUUUUAUCGCUGGAUGUGUAUUGCUUCG
This is a messenger RNA of Cuscuta campestris, 958 nucleotides long. The record is from the annotation of a GenBank genome assembly. Lineage: Eukaryota; Viridiplantae; Streptophyta; Magnoliopsida; Solanales; Convolvulaceae.